This is a messenger RNA of Hyposmocoma kahamanoa, 624 nucleotides long. RefSeq names its product protein GVQW3-like. Gene Ontology annotation, molecular function: nucleic acid binding. The coding region runs from base 1 to 624 and encodes 207 amino acids. NCBI's taxonomy places the organism in Eukaryota, Metazoa, Arthropoda, Insecta, Lepidoptera, Cosmopterigidae. The record is from RefSeq and is a predicted model, not a curated record. The transcript has a single exon.
AUGACAGACGCUACAAUGUUGACGAAAAUCGAGCACCGCGCAGUGAUUAAAUUCCUUACAAAACAAGGAAAGACUCAAAAAGUUAUUCAUGAAGAAAUAGUGGCUGUUUAUCAAGAUUCUGCUCCUUCAUUAUCUACUAUUCAGAAGUGGUCUAGUGAAUUUAAACGGGGUAGAGAGAGUAUUGAAGACGACCCCCGUGCUGGAGGGCCGAUAAGUGCCACUUCCGAAGAAAACGUCAAAAUUGUCGAGAAACUUGUAUUGGAAGAUGCCCGUAUCAGAGUGAAAACAUUAGCAGAAAAGACUAAGCUAUCCGUGGGUACUAUUCACACUAUCCUUUAUGAACAUCUGAAUCUUUCAAAAGUCAGUGCAAGAUGGGUGCUGCGAAUGAUCACGCCGCUUCAGAAACAAGUUCGAGUUGAGUGCAGUAAGGGGUUUUUGGAGCUCUGUAGCGAAAAUUCUAGUGGAAUUUUUGAACACAUUGUCACCGAUGAUGAAACGUGGGUUCAUCACUAUGAUCCUGAGAGUAAGCAAGAGUCCAUGCAGUGGCAUAAAAAAGGAACAGACCCACCAAAGAAGUUUAAAGUCUGCCCAUCCGUCGGAAAACUCAUGGCCACAGUGUUUUGA